Glarea lozoyensis ATCC 20868 is the source of this 288-nucleotide messenger RNA. RefSeq lists its product as uncharacterized. The record is from RefSeq and is a predicted model, not a curated record. Bases 1 to 288 code for a protein of 95 amino acids. The transcript has a single exon. NCBI's taxonomy places the organism in Eukaryota, Fungi, Ascomycota, Leotiomycetes, Helotiales, Helotiaceae.
AUGGAAUUAACUGCCCAAGAAAAGCGCGACUGGCUCUCCAUCCCAGCGCAGCCACUUUCUGACGAAUUCCUGGCCGAGAUUUUCCAUACCCAUCUCAAGAGUGAUAGCGGUCCAGUUCAAUCGGGAAAUAUCCGGGCAUACUUCGGCUUACCGAUUCAGGCUUCUGUACGUAUGAAAAAGACGGAAAUGGUGUUUACGGCGGAAACGCCGCUCGGGACGGAAUUUCCGGGGCGGGUGUCGAUGGACAAGACGAUGAAGCCUGGUGAGGGUGUUAAGCGGGAUUCAUAG